Salvelinus fontinalis (brook trout) is the source of this 5785-nucleotide messenger RNA. Its product is annotated as exostosin-1a-like. The transcript is spliced from 5 exons. The record is from RefSeq and is a predicted model, not a curated record. Gene Ontology annotation, cellular component: membrane. The coding region runs from base 827 to 1552 and encodes 241 amino acids. Gene Ontology annotation, molecular function: glycosyltransferase activity. NCBI's taxonomy places the organism in Eukaryota, Metazoa, Chordata, Actinopteri, Salmoniformes, Salmonidae.
GAAACAAAAAUAGAACUGUUUUGCCAUAAUGACUAUCGUUAUGUUUGGAGGAAAAAGGGGGACGCUUGCAAGCCGAAGAACACCAUCCCAACCGUGAAGCACGGGGGUGGCAGCAUCAUGUUGUGGGGGUGUUUUGCUGGAGGAGGGACUGGUGCACUUCACAAAAUAGAUGGCAUCAUGAGGAAGGAAAAUGAUGUGCAUAUAUUGAAGCAACAUCUCAAGACAUGAGUCAGGAAGUUUAAGCUUGGUCGCUAAUGGGUCUUCCAAAUGGACAAUGACCCCAGGCAAACUUCCAAAGUUGUGGCAAAAUGGCUUACGGACAACAAAGUCAAGGUAUUGGAGUGGCAUCACAAAGCCCUGACCUCAAUCCUAUAGAAAAUGUGUAUGCAAGCAAGGAGGCCUACAAACCUGACUCAGUUACACCAGCUCUGUCAGGAGGAAUGGGUCAAAAUUCACCCAACUUAUUGUGGGAAGCUUGUGAAAGGCUACCCGACAUGUUUGACACAAGUUAAACAAUUUAAAGGCAAUGCUACCAAAUACUAAUUGAGUGUAUGUAAACUUCUGACCCACUGGGAAUGUGAUGAAAGAAAUAAAAGCUGAAAUAAAUCAUUCUACUAUUAUUCUGACAUUUCACAUUCUUAAAAUAAAGUAGUGAUCCUAACUGACCUCAAACAGAGAAUUAUUACUAGGAUUAAAUGUCAGGGAUUGUGAAAAACUGAGUUUUUAAAUGUAUUUGGCUAAGGUGUAUUUAAACUUCCGACUUCAACUGUAGUAGCUUUUGGUUGUGAUAUAAUCCAUCCUAAGGAAAAUGUCAUUUCAUGUUUAAAUGUAUGUAAUAUUUUUCCAGGUGAUAGUCCUAUGGAACUGUGACAAGCCCCUCCCGGCCAAACACCGCUGGCCUGCCACCUCCGUACCUGUCCUGGUCAUAGAUGGGGAGAGCAAGGUGAUGAGCAGUCGUUUCCUGCCCUAUGACACAAUACCAACAGACGCCGUUCUGAGUCUGGAUGAGGAUACCGUUCUCUCUACAACUGAGGUGGACUUUGCUUUCACAGUGUGGCAGAGUUUCCCAGAGAGGAUUGUGGGAUACCCGGCCAGGAGUCAUUUCUGGGACAGCAACAAGGAGCGGUGGGGUUACACCUCCAAGUGGACCAACGACUACUCUAUGGUCCUGACAGGAGCUGCUAUAUACCACAGAUAUUACCACUUCCUGUACACCAGUUACCUGCCGGCUAGUCUGAGGGGCCUGGUGGACCAGCUGUCUAACUGCGAAGACAUUCUGAUGAACUUCCUGGUGUCAGCUGUCACCAAGCUGCCGCCCAUCAAGGUCACCCAGAAGAAACAGUACAAGGAGACUAUGAUGGUGCAGACCUCCAGAGCGUCUCGGUGGGCCGACCCAGACCACUUUGCCCAGCGACAGAGCUGCAUGAAUAAGUUUGCCAGCUGGUUUGGCAGCAUGCCUCUGGUGCACUCCAGUAUGCGCCUCGACCCGGUGUUGUUUAAAGACCAGGUGUCCAUACUGAGAAAGAAAUACAAGGACAUAGAGAGACUAUAACAGCCUGGUCCUCUCUGUCUCCAUGGAAGGACAGGAGUGUAGAGGGAUUGGAGACAUAUAGAGACCCUCCCAGAGAGAAUGGGAGGAACAGGGGGAGACACGAGAGGAGGAGAGGAGAGGGCUGUGGAGGCAGGACGCCACGGUUGACCCUCCCAGAGAGAAGGGGAGGAACAGGGGGGAGAAACGAGAGGAGGAGAGGACAGGGCUGUGGAGACAGGACGCCACGGUUGACCCUCCCAGAGAGAAGGGGAGGAACAGGGGGUAGAAAGAGAGGAGGAGAGGACAGGGCUGUGGAGGCAGGACGCCACGUUGACCCUCCCAGAGAGAAGGGGAGGAACAGGGGGAGAAAGAGAGGAGGAGAGGACAGGACUGUGGAGGCAGGACGCCACGUUGACCCUCCCAGAGAGAAGGGGAGGAACAGGGGGGAGAAACGAGAGGAGGAGAGGACAGGGCUGUGGAGGCAGGACGCCACGUUGACCCUCCCAGAGAGAAGGGGAGGAACAGGGGGUAGAAAGAGAGGAGGAGAGGACAGGGCUGUGGAGACAGGACGCCACGGUUGACCCUCCCAGAGAGAAGGGGAGGAACAGGGGGUAGAAAGAGAGGAGGAGAGGACAGGGCUGUGGAGACAGGACGCCACGGUUGACCCUCCCAGAGAGAAGGGAGGAACAGGGGGGAGAAACGAGAGGAGGAGAGGACAGGGCUGUGGAGACAGGACGCCACAGUUGACCCUCCCAGAGAGAAGGGGAGGAACAGGGGAAGAAAGAGAGGAGGAGAGGGCUGUGGAGACAGGACGCCACGGUUGACCCUCCCAGAGAGAAGGGGGGGAACAGGGGGGAGAAACGAGAGGAGGAGAGGACAGGGCUGUGGAGGCAGGACGCCACGUUGACCCUCCCAGAGAGAAGGGGAGGAACAGGGGGUAGAAAGAGAGGAGGAGAGGACAGGGCUGUGGAGACAGGACGCCACGGUUGACCCUCCCAGAGAGAAGGGGAGGAACAGGGGGUAGAAAGAGAGGAGGAGAGGACAGGGCUGUGGAGACAGGACGCCACGGUUGACCCUCCCAGAGAGAAGGGAGGAACAGGGGGGAGAAACGAGAGGAGGAGAGGACAGGGCUGUGGAGACAGGACGCCACGGUUGACCCUCCCAGAGAGAAGGGGAGGAACAGGGGAAGAAAGAGAGGAGGAGAGGGCUGUGGAGACAGGACGCCACGGUUGACCCUCCCAGAGAGAAGGGGGGGAACAGGGGGGAGAAACGAGAGGAGGAGAGGACAGGGCUGUGGAGGCAGGACGCCACGUUGACCCUCCCAGAGAGAAGGGGAGGAACAGGGGGUAGAAAGAGAGGAGGAGAGGACAGGGCUGUGGAGCCAGGAUGCCACGUUGACCCUCCCAGAGAGAAGGGGAGGAACAGGGGGUAGAAACGAGAGGAGGAGAGGGCUGUGGAGACAGGACGCCACGGUGGCGUCUUCCACCCACACUCUCCAUCCUUGUACGCUGUUGCUGGUGCUAACUGUGGUAACCGUGACAACCCCGGCUGUAUUUUGGUAGGAGCUGUACACAGACAGAAAACUAGUUCAUGCACAACUGACAACGUGCGGGGGGGGGCUUUGUUCUAGAACGUUCUACAUGACGAUGGACAGAGGAGAGUCCACGACUGCAGUCCUAACUACGAUCUACUGGUAGACUGUCUGUACAGACUGUGUUCGGUCUACCAGUGGUACACAUCUCUCCAACCUACUAAUAAACCCUACGAUGAAACCAAGGAAGGAGUACUUGUUUAGUUCUAGAAGUUAACCUCACUUCUGUUCGGUUAUAAACACUAUGCACAGGAUCAACACCAUUGUUGCCAGAAUCUGAAAAUACUAUUUUGCUCUGUUUUAGUUAGCUUUUAUAGUGAACGAUGAAUGGCCAGAAUUACUGUCUCUACUGUGUUCUUCCCUUCACAAUUUAUUCCCUGUUCCACGUUCUUCCUCUCACAAUUUAUUCCCUGUUCCACGUUCUCCCCCUCACAAUUUAUUCCCUGUUCCACAUUCUCCCCCUCACAAUUUAUUCCCUGUUCCACGUUCUUCCCCUCACAAUUUAUUCCCUGUUCCACGUUCUCCCCCUCACAAUUUAUUCCCUGUUCCACGUUCUUCCCCUCACAAUUUAUUCCCUGUUCCACAUGGUCAAAUGGCUCCCUAUUCCCUAUGGGCCCUGGUCAAAUGGCACCCUAUUCCCUAUGGGCCCUGGUCAAAUGGCACCCUAUUCCUUAUGGGCCCUGGUCAAAUGGCACCCUAUUCUCUAUGGGCCCUGGUCAAAUGGCACCCUAUUCUCUAUGGGCCCUGGUCAAAUGGCGCCCUAUUCCCUAUGGGCCCUGGUCAAAUGGCACCCUAUUCCCUAUGGCCCCUGGUCAAAUGGCACCCUAUUCUCUAUGGGCCCUGGUCAAAUGGCACCCUAUUCUCUAUGGGCCCUGGUCAAAUGGCACCCUAUUCUCUAUUGGCCCUGGUCAAAUGGCACCCUAUUCCCUAUGGGUCCUGGUCAAAUGGCACCCUAUUCUCUAUGAGCCCUGGUCAAAUGGCACCCUAUUCUCUAUGGGCCCUGGUCAAAUGGCACCCUAUUCUCUAUGGGCCCUGGUCAAAUGGCACCCUAUUCUCUAUGGGCCCUGGUCAAAUGGCACCCUAUUCUCUAUGGGCCCUGGUCAAAUGGCACCCUAUUCUCUAUGGGCCCUGGUCAAAUGGCACCCUAUUCCCUAUGGGCCCUGGUCAAAUGGCACCCUUUUCUCUAUGGACCCUGGUCAAAUGGCACCCUAUUCCCUAUGGGCCCUGGUCAAAUGGCACCCUAUUCUCUAUGGGCCCUGGUCAAAUGGCCCCCUAUUCUCUAUGGGCCCUGGUCAAAUGGCACCCUAUUCUCUAUAAGCCCUGGUCAAAUGUCACCCUAUUCCCUAUGGGCCCUGGUCAAAAUGGCACCCUUUUCUCUAUGGACCCUGGUCAAAAUGGCCCCCUAUUCUCUAUGGGCCCUGGUCAAAUGGCACCCUAUUCCCUAUGGGCCCUGGUCAAAUGGCACCCUAUUCUCUAUGGGCCCUGGUCAAAAUGGCCCCCUAUUCUCUAUGGGCCCUGGUCAAAUGGCACCCUAUUCCCUAUGGGCCCUGGUCAAAUGGCACCCUAUUCUCUAUGGGCCCUGGUCAAAUGGCACCCUAUUCCCUAUUGGCCCUGGUCAAAUGGCACCCUAUUCCCUAUGGGCCCUGGUCAAAUGGCACCCUAUUCCCUAUGGGCCCUGGUCAAAUGGCACCCUAUUCUCUAUGGGCCCUGGUCAAAUGGCACCCUAUUCUCUAUGGGCCCUGGUCAAAUGGCACCCUAUUCCCUAUGGGCCCUGGUCAAAUGGCACCCUAUUCUCUAUGGGCCCUGGUCAAAUGGCACCCUAUUCUCUAUGGGCCCUGGUCAAAUGGCACCCUAUUCUCUAUAAGCCCUGGUCAAACGUCACCCUAUUCCCUAUGGGCCCUGGUCAAAAUGGCACCCUUUUCUCUAUGGACCCUGGUCAAAAUGGCCCCCUAUUCUCUAUGGGCCCUGGUCAAAUGGCACCCUAUUCCCUAUGGGCCCUGGUCAAAUGGGACCCUAUUCCCUAUGGGCCCUGGUCAAAUGGCACCCUAUUCCCUAUGGGCCCUGGUCUAAAGUAGUGCACUAUAAAGGGAAUCGGGUGACAUUUGGGAUGCAAGCCUCUGAUUCCACCGUUGCUGUUCUAGGAUGAAAUGAAUGUGCCUUUUAUUAAAGAAAGCCACUUCAGAAUGAUUGUAUUGUUGCCUUUAACAGAGGAGUUCCCAUUUUAGUGAAGAUCUUUCUGUGUCCCAGUAACACUGACUUUGUACAGUAGCUGCUGUUUAGGUGACCUUAUUGUCUAACACUGGACGUGACUACGUCUGAUCUGUAACAGACUGAUUCCUGCCUUUGUUGAGUAGGAACAUUACGGAGCCUCUUGUCGGUUCAGUCACAGUCUGGUCCCAGAUCUGUUUUGUAGUGUCUUGCCAACUCCUGUUAUGGUCAUUGUAGCGCAGCACAAACUGAUCUGGGACCAGGCUAAUAUCAGACACCUGUGUUGGUGUUUUUUACCAGACUGAUGUUCUGUUUGGCUACUUUUCUUUCUGCCUGUUCUCUUCCUCUACCCUGGGAAUUACAGAUACCAUUUUAAGGAGAUUAAAGAUUCAAAUAGAAAAAAUCAACAUUUUGUAAAGUGAUUUUAUAAAAAAUAAUAAAAAACAUUUGAUACA